Messenger RNA from Phalaenopsis equestris, 3337 nucleotides. RefSeq names its product ubiquitin carboxyl-terminal hydrolase 17-like. Gene Ontology annotation, cellular component: nucleus; cytosol. NCBI's taxonomy places the organism in Eukaryota, Viridiplantae, Streptophyta, Magnoliopsida, Asparagales, Orchidaceae. The transcript has 11 exons. The record is from RefSeq and is a predicted model, not a curated record. The coding region runs from base 315 to 3269 and encodes 984 amino acids. Gene Ontology annotation, molecular function: cysteine-type endopeptidase activity; cysteine-type deubiquitinase activity. Gene Ontology annotation, biological process: protein deubiquitination.
GAUUUUCAUGCUCCAACACCGACAUAAAACAAGCCGAAGCCCGUUACUCCUUCAUGGCAUAGGCAAAACUGUUUUAACAAUGCAGAUCCGGAGGAUCAACGGACAGCUUAUCUUCUCUGUCCGAUUCCGUUUUCUACUGGCGUUCGUCGGCUACCCCAUUCCGAAACUCGCCGUCCUUCCUUUGUAUCAUUCGCGUAGCCAUGGUCUCCACUUCAAUCGGCAGCAACCCGGCGGCGGCGGCCACACUUGCGAAGAUCUAUGUGAGGCGGUGGGUAGAGUGCUGAAGUCCUUGAUGAGUGGGCGGCGUCGGAUAGAUGCUCAGCCGGUGGGAUACUUGGUUCCCUUUCGCUUUGGCGGUGGUUUUGCUCGUCUUCGUGCACGUUAUAUGGGCAGCCGUUUGCCGCAGAUGGAAGCUGGAGCAGGCGAGGAGGGAGGAGGUCAUACACCUCGCGCGGUUGGCGGCGGAGGAAGCGGCUAGGGAGGAGAUGGAGGCUGCUCUUGCAUACGUCCCAGCGUCAACGGAAAGUUCUAGCGUAGAAUACACUGGAGGACCUUGGCGUUUCGAGUGUGCCGUCUGCCAUAGGCCUACCAGCACGAGGUGCUCUCGCUGUAAAACAGUCAGAUAUUGCUCUGGCACAUGCCAGAUUAUCCACUGGAGACGAGGUCACAAGAAUGAAUGCCAUCGUCCUCAAGCUGAUCACCAAGAUAAGCUUCAAGAAAGUAAUUCUCAUCUUAGUGCGGAAAAUUUAAAAUUGUUGGAUAAAACAUUUGCGAAUGAACAGAAAUCUGGUACCAAUACUGUUGAGGGACGCUCAUUUGAUUCCAAGUCUAAUUAUGUUGUAGGAGUCAAUGAUAGAAAGGAUAUUAAAUCAUUCUUGGAUUCAUCUAGGGCAGAUAGCUGUCGUGAUUCCUUAGUUGAUUCGUCAUCUAGCUGCUCUAUUUAUUCCGGCUUCUUGGAAAACUGUGAAGAAGCUUUUUCCUGUGCUGGUCAUCAUGCUAAUACUGACGGAGCUGUAUCUCGCGAUAAUGGACUGAAAGAAGCAGCUGUUGCUAACUCCAUUGAAAUUCCUCCUGUCGGAAGUGGCAGUGCAAGUUUUUUGGUAAACAAAUUGUCUCACACAAUUAAUUCAAAGCAAAAACUGUCCUCUCUUUGUACCAAAGACAAGAAGUAUAAGUUGAAUGAUUCUCUUGACUUGCACUUAGUUUCCUCUAACCUCAACACAACCAAUAAAUUUUCUCAAUGCACCACUAACUUCAAGAACAUAGGCGUUGAGUUAGAUGCCUGUUGUCCUGAAAACCACUUGAAGCAUUCUGACCAGAACAAAAUCUUUGGAACUAACUCUACCCACCUCGAUGGUACUAAGGAAUCCAGCCCCAGGGACUGUAAAGUCGUGGGAUCUGGAAAAUCAGGUUUUAACCCAAGCAGGAAAAGUGCUGAUGACUGGCUGCUAAAGGCUAGACGGUUGAGGUCUCUGUCUAUAUCUUUUGCUGAUCGUGCAUUCUAUGGCGGGAGAAGGCAGUCCAUUUUAGAUGAUUCAUCUUUAAAAGUUGACAAUGCCCCAAAAAUAACAUCUAAAUUCUCGAAGAGUACAGGUUUUGUAUCAAACUGUAAAUCUGAUCUCAGAACAUCUGUUAAAAGUAUUGUCCACCAGUUAAAGCCGUCACCGAGCUCUGGAGGUCUCUCAUCAAUGCCUAUGAAUUUCCCCUAUGAACUUUUUGCCAAGCUUUACUACUCUGACAAGGUGGAUAUGGAACCGUUUGGCCUUUCUAACUGUGGCAACAGUUGCUUUGCUAAUGCAGUGCUCCAGUGCCUGACAUUUACUCGGCCACUAAAUGCUUAUCUUCUUGAAGGAUUUCAUAGAGCGAAAUGUUCAAGAAAAGGUUGGUGUUUCACUUGUGAAUUUGAAAAUCUCAUCUUGAAAGGAAAACAGGGGCAAUCCCCAGUAUCCCCUGUUGGAAUUCUAUCCCAUAUAGAUAGAAUUGGAAGUCAUCUUGCUCCUGGGAGAGAAGAAGAUGCUCAUGAGUUUUUAAGGUACGCCAUUGAUGCAAUGCAAUAUACAUGUAUAAAAGAAACUGGAGAUGUAGCAGACAAUAUUCCUGAAGAUGCUUGUCUAAUUCAACUAACCUUUGGUGGAUACCUUCGGUCAGAGAUAAACUGCAUGAAGUGCAAGGCCAAAUCUGAGCAACUGGACCGUAUGAUGGAUCUUACAGUCGAAAUCCAUGGGGAUAUUGGGACACUUGAACAAGCUCUUAAGCAGUUCACAACUACUGAAGUUUUGGAUGGGCAGAACAGAUACCGUUGCGACAGAUGUAAAUCUUUUGAGAGAGCGAAGAAAAAAUUGAGUGUUGUUGAGGCUCCUAAUAUCCUUACAAUUGCACUCAAGCGUUUUCAGGUGGGGAAGUUUGGGAAGUUGAAUAAAUCUGUUAGGUUCCCUGUUCUGCUGGAUCUAGCUCCUUAUAUGAGCAGGGUGGAUCAGUGCCCUCUGUACAACCUCUAUGCUAUUGUGGUUCAUUUGGAUGUCAUGAAUGCUGCUUUCUCUGGUCAUUAUAUAUGCUAUGUCAAGAGCAUGAAUGGCAAAUGGUACAUGAUUAAUGAUAGAGAGGUAAUCCCAGUGGAUCUGGAGAGAGUCUUAAAGGAAAACGCCUACUUGCUCUUUUAUGCCAGAAAAUCAUCCAAGCCCCCAAACCUCUCCAAGAAUGAAAGACGCCAAGCUCCAUUAACGCCUUCAAGCUGGUUCAAAAAGCCUGCAAAUUCCAUGCACGACGCUGGAUCAUCUACAUCCCAUCGAAAUUCGAGCUCUACGACACAAAGGAACCAUAAUCAAGUCCUUCAUGAGGGGCUCUACUUUCCUCGCACGGAUUCGUUCAGCGAUAGUUUAUCCUUCAGCUGCUCCGAAGAAGGUUCAUGGACGACCGAGAGCAUGAGGAAUUCGACGAGCACUGACGAGCUAUCCGACUACUUAUUUGGAGGCUCACAGACGUCGAGAUGGAGUCGACCGUCACACUUAUCGAAUGAAUCUGAUUAUAUCACUCAUUCACCUUCUUCAUCAAGACACUAUUUUCAUCAUGAAGAAUAUGGAGAGGGUUUGGAAGAUAUGGGAAACCAGUCUUUCAGCCAUUUGUAUUAUGAUAGAACUAUUAAUGGUGGUAUGUUCACAGAAAACCACAGACAGAAGGAGAACUAUUGGAACAGCCCUUAUGGGGAGAGGUCCAGUGUGUUAAUGAGAAGUUCUAGUGUUAGGGAGAGAAGACAUCAAACGUUGUAUUAAUUUUCUAGUUUUUAGUUCUGUAAAGAAAUAAGCUGUCAGAUGUAUUUUUGAAUAAAGUUAUUUUUCGA